UUAUGACAGGAUGAGAGAUAUCAGCAUUGACAUUUAACUGUUUAUCAUCUGUUCCAGAUCGCUAAAUCGAUUCAUUUAUCUAAUUGAAUCAAUUGUAGCAGAGUUAUUUCAAGUGUGCUGCAAAAUUAAAUAAGAUAUUAGGCUUAGGUUGGUGUUCAUCAUGCCUGAAGAAUACGUUCCAAGUUCUCGUUCAACAUUUCUGUAUUUUGCAUACGGUAGUAAUUUGUGGACGAAACGCAUACAUUUGCAAAACUCAUCAGCUGUUCGCAAAGGCAUCGCUCAAUUAAAAGGUUACCGUUUAGAUUUUUAUCAGCCGUUUGGUGAACCGACCAUUUGGAAUGGAUCAUCGGCCACGGUAAUUGAAGAUGAGAAUCACACGAUCUGGGGUGCUGUCUAUGAGAUUGAUUUAAUGCAUUUGGCAUCGUUGGAUGCUCAGGAAGGUGUUCACAUUGAUAAAUAUGUGCCACUCAUCAAAGAAGUUGUCACACCCGAUGGUGAAGUAUUGGAAUGUCGUUUGUAUCAAAUGACCGAGGCACCAACUAAUCCAAUCAAAUUGAGCGAUGCAACUAUUCCAUUCGAAAGAAAACCAUCGAAAUCCUAUUUGGAUGUCAUUUGCCGUGGUGCUGAAGAGAGCCAAUUGCCAGAGAAAUAUCAAUGUUUCUUGAAAAACAUUGUUCACAACGAUAAAGAUGCACACCCUGAAUUGAUAACCAAAUUGUUUGGAGAAAAUCAUUAAUAUAUGUUCAUGAUUUUUGCCGCUGCCAAAAAGCAUAUUUUGUAAAUAAAUUCAAUGUCGAGUCGACAUUGUCGACCACAUCUUUAAAAUAAAGUUUAUUUUCUAAAAA
Molecule: messenger RNA, 845 nt
Organism: Sitodiplosis mosellana (orange wheat blossom midge)
Lineage: Eukaryota; Metazoa; Arthropoda; Insecta; Diptera; Cecidomyiidae
Product: gamma-glutamylcyclotransferase-like
Exons: 3
Coding region: 161-736 (191 amino acids)
Molecular function (GO): gamma-glutamylcyclotransferase activity
Source: RefSeq, a predicted model, not a curated record